AUGUUAAAAGAAUCGAUUCUUCUAUACAACUCAGAAGUAAGACUGCCUCACAUGAUACCUACAUUUGCUUUCAGUCCUAUCCUUGAGGAGCGAAUGGUUAGCGAAUGGAAACGUCGCGGAGAGCUUCGUGUUGGAUUGCGCAGUGGAUCUGGCGCUCUACUAUUAAUCAACUUGGGCACACAUUUCUGUGACUUGAUGGUUCGUAAUGAAGAAAGGUCUGCUAUAGAAUAG
This is a messenger RNA of Strongylus vulgaris, 231 nucleotides long. The record is from the annotation of a GenBank genome assembly. Lineage: Eukaryota; Metazoa; Nematoda; Chromadorea; Rhabditida; Strongylidae.